AUGAGCGACGACGACAGCGAUACCUGGAACCCGCUCGAGGACGACGACGACCCGUGCGACUGGACCGGCGACCUCGACCUCGACUCGGACCAACUCGACGACGACGACGUCGACGACGACGAGCUGGCACCUCUCGCCGAGUUCCGCCAGCUGUGGACCGAGCAGCUGUCGCAAGAGCAACAUCAAGGGCCGCAGCACACGCCAGCGCCCUCUGGUCCUCGUCCAGCUCGGCACUUCCAUCCCGUCCUGUCCAACCCGGACCUCGUCGACCUCAUCUGCGCACAUCCAGAGCUCAGCUUGCGCGACCUGCGCUCCCUCGCCCUCGUCGACACGGUCGUCGGCGCCGUCGCCCGCCGCCGCCUCUUCCGCACCGUCUCGAUCUCGACCCCGACCCGCGCCCACGAGUACCUCGCCCUCUCGCGCGCGUCGUCCCUCCCGCCGCCCUCGACCCUCGACGUCUCGCUCGCCGACUACCGCUCCAUCCUCGCCGAGACCGAGGCGUUCCAGGUCCUGGUCGCGUGGAAGGGCGUCAAGGAGGACCGACAGAACUUCGAGUGGUACUACGACGGCGCCGGCCGCUCGGUGCGGCGCCAGCCGUGGCUCAACGACCUGUACCGCAAACUAGGCGAGGACGCACCUCCCGAGCGACUCGAGGCGGCCAGGCGUGCGCAGCAGCGGGCCUGGGCGCGUCGAGUCAUCGAGGCGCCCCCGGCCGACAAGUGCGAGGCCGACCUGCCCGGCGGGCCGAUGCUCAAGGAGCAGGUCUGCGACAAGGUCGUCGGCAGCGUCUUCCAGACCUGGCCGUUCACGCCUCGCGCCGACGCGACGGCCGUCGGACCCGACCUCGCCGACCUCUUCCGCCUCUCGCAGAAGCGGCUCACCCUCAGCCACCCUCUCUCGCACUACGUCACGCCGCUCGCGCCCAUCCUCGCGUCCACCUCGACUCUCGAGCACCUGCACAUCGUCGGCGCCGAGUACGAGCACGGCGACACGGUCGACCCGUCGUUCUGCGGCGGCCCGUGCGUCGUCCAGGUCAACGCGAGCCACCGCGGCUUCGUCGGCGCGCCGAGCCGGCUCGUGUCGGUCGAGCUCGAGUCGCUGCAGCUCGCCGUGCUCGACGUUGCGAGUGCGGGCGACGCGAGCGGCGACGGCCAGGACGAGGGCGAGCGCGAGUGGGGGCCCGAGCGCGUGCACCUCGAGCACGUCGUCGCCCGCCCGCAGACGGCGACGGCUCGUGCGAGGCCACCGCCGCCGCUCCGCUUCUGGCGGUCGGAGGCCGACCAGUACAGUCACGACGACGAGCUAGAGCCCUUGCGCACCCGGUUCCUCUGCCUCGACCUGUUCACGUUCCUCGGUCGGCCGGCCCUCACCUCGCUCCGCCUCGUCGACGUGCACGGCGUCAUCCCGUCGACGAUCUACCUCGCCGUGCAGCGCAGCGGUGCCUCGCUGCGUCACCUCGAGCUCGUCGACGUCAACUCGAAGGCGACGGCGCAGGAGGGCUGGGACCGGCAGCCGUACGUGCCCAUCGUCAAGCACGUGUUCCGCAUUGCAUCCAGCGAUGCCUCGAGCUCGCCCUCCUCGCCCCUCGGCGCCUUCGCCACCGACUCGGCCGCCCUCGACGCCGUCAUUGCCGAGCGCACGCACCUCCCCUCUCCUCCCCUCGCACCUCUGCACCCCUCUCAGCGCACCCACGCCGCCUCGUCCCUCCCCUCCCUCUCGCUCGCGUCCGCCCUGCGCCACUGCACCUCUCUCCGCACCCUUCGCCUCACGUCCACGACUUUCGCCCUCCCGCCCGCCGAGCCGUCGUACCCGCCCGACCUCCUCGACGCGCUCCUCGCGGCGCACCCGCCGCUCGAGCUCCUCCUCUGGCGCGUCGGCGUACCUGACGGCCGCACGAGCGCCGGCGAGUGGGCCCGCUUUGCCGAGCGGCUCGAGUCGCUCUCGGGCGAGCUCGGGACGCUCGACGUCGGCGAGAGCGAGGUGUGGAUGGCGCUCAAGCGGCCGGCGCGUGGGUCGGGCGCGAGGGACGAGGCGUGCGGCGUCAUGUAG
This is a messenger RNA of Rhodotorula graminis WP1, 2049 nucleotides long. RefSeq lists its product as uncharacterized. Lineage: Eukaryota; Fungi; Basidiomycota; Microbotryomycetes; Sporidiobolales; Sporidiobolaceae. The transcript has a single exon. The record is from RefSeq and is a predicted model, not a curated record. The coding region runs from base 1 to 2049 and encodes 682 amino acids.